Molecule: messenger RNA, 2357 nt
Organism: Mizuhopecten yessoensis (Yesso scallop)
Lineage: Eukaryota; Metazoa; Mollusca; Bivalvia; Pectinida; Pectinidae
Product: monocarboxylate transporter 6-like
Exons: 6
Coding region: 181-1524 (447 amino acids)
Biological process (GO): transmembrane transport; monocarboxylic acid transport
Molecular function (GO): monocarboxylic acid transmembrane transporter activity
Source: RefSeq, a predicted model, not a curated record
AUUUGCUGGAUAAACGUAGCUGUAAGGCUACCUGCAGACAUCUGGUAGAGCACAUAUAAUUAGAUUUACAAUUUACCUGGACGAAAAAAGAUCUAAGUCCGUGCGAACCCGAAAUAGAACAUAUCUCUUCCUAGCUGUUGUGAGAAGAAUCAACCUACAUUUGAAAAGUUAGUAAACAUCAUGAGUUCUCAGGGUUCUGCUAAAGACGCACAGCCAACUAAGCCGGAUUCGUUAUAUAGAAAAUGGUUUGUGUUGAUGUCUGGAUUUUUUAUCAUGUUUUUGUGCACUGGAUUUCCCUUCAAUAUGUCUGUCCUUAACCCUGCGCUCCUUCGCACAUUUGAGAAAAGUAAGGCGGAAACUGCUUUGGUACAGUCGAUAACGAUCGGGGUGCUAUAUAUAGCAGGAGCCUUGUGCGGGAGGAUUGUUUCCAAAUAUGGAGCUAGAGUGACAGGGAUAACCGGAAGCAUAGUUACGACGCUCGGUCUGGUUUUCUCUUUCUUUGCCGAAAGUAUUCCUCAUCUCAUUGUUACCCUUGGAUUAGUUUCAGGAUUUGGUUUCUCUGCUACUUUCAUCUCAGCAUUUACAACAGUCGGAGAAUACUUUGAAGGGAAAUCUAAACUAAUGGCGUUAUCAUUCCUCUCAUUUGGAUCAGGAUGCGGUUCAAUAGUAAUUCCCUAUCUCUUACACUUCCUUAUAGAAGAGUUCGGUUGGAGAGGGUGUCUACUUAUUUUCGGAGGACUUUUUGCAAAUAUGAUAUGUUUCUUUUCUGUUUGCAAACCACUGUCAAUCGGCAUAUCACAAAAUACGUCAAAGAAAUCAAAAGAUUUUGACCCCGAAUCGACUUCGAACGAGGACGGUUUUACGAAAUCAAUACGGUCAUUGGUCACCAGUAAAGUUUAUUUAACAUACACAGUAGCCAUGUGCUUCACACUUCCGGUCAUAAACUCAUUAAUGGUUUUUAUCAUCGAUUUCCUAACGACGAACGGAUUUGAAUCUGACACAAGGAUACAAUUGUAUCUUUAUUUACAACUUGGAAACGCAUUGUGCAGAUUUGUUCCCGGUUUAUGUAAAAAGUAUAUUCCUCACACGAGCGUUCUUAUUAUUCCUGCGUGUUUUACAGUAAUCGGAUCAACAGCGAUUGCGUUGCUUCCUCAUGCAGACACGUAUAUACAUUAUAUUAUCCUCUUGGUCUGUUUGGGGAUGGCGUUAGGUGUUGGCGUCACAACCAUCUCUAUGACAACCAUGAAGCUCGUUGGGCUUCAUAAGUACUCUGCGGGACUAGGAGUACUUAUGACGCUCAUGGGCAUCAGUAAUUGCCUUGCAGGACCCAUUGCUGGACUGUUUGUUGAUCUGACGGGAUCCUACACGAAACCUUUUUACUGUAUGUCUGGUGGUCUCGGAUUCGCGACUGGCAUGUUCUUACUAGCUUCUUGGCUAAAAAGGAAAUCUACAACAAAUCAUUCAGACAUUGAAAUUAAUACCAGCGUUAUCGAGGUAAACGACAAUCCUACAUUUACUCCAUAAAACCAUGUUCGACUAAUGAAGAACUACCGGUGUUGCUUAGUGAAUUCUGUCUGUGUUAGCUGCGAUUUAUAGCGUUAUAUGACUAGGAGCACUUGUAACUGGUUGAUCUUGUUUAAAAUCCUGUGGAUAUUUUAAAGCUUGAGCAUGCUCCUUAUGCUUAAACGCACUAAGCAUCUAUCAAUUGCAACGGUGCAAGUCGACAUAACAUAAAGGGAAAUAACGCGUUGGAUAUAAUGAAGGAAUCCCGGUGUUAUUCUUCUUUGACGUGUCCAUGUAAAAAUAUGUGAUAUAUGUAAGAUGUGUACUUUAAUCAAGAUGAAGAAAAAAGGUUCCGUGCAGAAAUGUUUGGACAAGAGAAAUGAUAUAAAGUUUAGCUUGCAGGAAUCCUUUACCUUAUCUACUUUUAUCAUCAGUGAUAUCGGAAACCUUUUAAGUCUUAAAUAAUACGAGGUGAAUAAUCCCAAAUGGUUUCUGAGACAUCGAUGGUGCCCUCCGGAAGCAAAUAUCACACCGAUAAUUUUCUAUGUUUGUUUUUCUCUCGCUGUUAGUUAUGCACCUAUAAACUCAACUAUAAAGGUUUUUAUGCUCCUUCAACUCAAAGAUAACCCAACAGCAAAUUGAAGUUGAAAAUGGCCACCGAAGGUGACAUUUAAUGACAAAUUAUUACAUGACGUACAUUUGAUCACAAGUUUACUUAUAUAACCUAGAUUACAAAAUGUACAUCAAUACACACUGUUUUGCUUAAUUAUCUAUUAUUGACCUUUAGCCAUAGUGGGGUUGUAAAAAUCCGCCAAUUCCAAAAUGAAGAAAUGUUUUUUAUUUAUUUAUUUUAU